CCGCGAGAGAGAGUCGAGAGCUCAAUAUGCUUUUGAACGACUCUCGCGAUGAUGAGAUAGCAUCCGGCUGUCGGUUCUUCCGGCGCCGUUUGAAGUCAAAGUUAAAUGUACAUUUCUUACAGCAACAUAAAAUCUACUCCAGUCCAAUCUAUUUAAAAAAGUUAAAAAUAAUUUUAAAACGAUUAGCGUACUUUUUCAGUCCAGUUAUGUUUGAUGCUUUUUUCUUUUUAGAGAUUAUAAAAUAAUAAUACAAUAAAGGCACAUUUACUAACCCAGACAGUAUAUUAUCACUACCAAUUGAGCUACAGGGUACAAAUAAAAUAAAAUAAAAAGAACGGAACUAUUAUUUAUAGUUUGAAUAUUUAAAAAGUCUGAAUUCCUCAGCGGCUUUGCGUGUGUAAACUACAUUCCCCAAAAUCCCUUGCGCGGAUUUUCAGUUCAAACGUUACUGAAACACGGAAGUAAAGCAAAGUUGUCUGUUUAAUCUUCUUACAAACGGGUUGGUGUAACAGGUCAAAACGUUUACUACACAUACACCACCUUUAAACGGACAACAUUAUACAUUAUAUUAUCAUUUAGUCUUCCCAUAGACUCAAAAUAACGUUUGAUGUAUGGUCACUCAUGCGCUACAGUGUCUAUUCAUUGACAAGUGAAGAACAAAAAAGAUUUACUUAUUGUCUACCGUCAUUGAAGAAACUUCAUGAGUCCGUUUCAUCUGAUAUUAGCAAAAAGGUCUGACCGCAGACAAGAUGAACAUGAUGACGUUCUUCAUCGUGGGACUCUUGGUCCACGUGGUUUUCUUUCUCUCCAUAUUUGACAUUUAUUUCACAUCCCCACUUGUCCAUGGAAUGACACCUCAGCGUGUCUCUCUGCCACCUCCAGCCAAGCGCCUGGUGCUGUUUGUGGCAGACGGGCUUCGAGCAGACAGCCUUUUUAAACCAGAUGACAACGGGACAGUCAGGACUCCGUACCUAAGGAGUAUUAUUGAAGAGGCUGGCACAUGGGGGGUGUCACACACACAUGUUCCCACCGAAUCACGCCCGGGUCACGUUGCUCUCAUAGCUGGCUUUUAUGAAGAUGUUAGUGCCGUUGCCAAGGGUUGGAAGGAGAAUCCGGUUGAGUUUGAUUCUGUCUUUAAUGAGAGCAGACAUACUUGGUGUUGGGGAAGCCCUGACAUAUUACCCAUGUUUGCUAAAGGGGCCAGCGGAGACCACGUGUACACUCACACGUAUCCUCCAGAGCGAGAGGACUUUGCUUCUACUGAUGCGUCCAGACUGGACACUUGGGUUUUUGAUGAAGUGAAGGCUUUUUUUAGUGCUGCCAAAAACAAUGAAACUCUACUGAAUCAGUUGCAUGAAGAACAAAAUGUGCUUUUUCUGCAUCUUCUGGGGAUAGACACGAAUGGCCACGCCCACAGGCCCAUGUCAAAGGAGUAUCUAGAGAACAUUGGCCUGGUUGAUAAAGGUGUUGCUGAAAUUGUCUCUGUGAUGGAUGACUUUUUCGGGCAUGAUGGGAAAACGGCUUAUGUUUUCACGUCUGACCAUGGCAUGACAAAUUGGGGAUCUCAUGGGGCGGGACACCCAUCAGAGACGCUGACCCCACUGGUGGCGUGGGGAGCUGGGGUUCAGACAGCACAGCGGGCCGUCUCUCAGAAAUAUGACGAUUUUUAUCUAAAAGAAUGGGGAUUAGAAACAUACAGGAGGGUAGAUGUGAAUCAGGCUGAUAUUGCUCCCCUGAUGUCGUCCCUUUUAGGAGUUCCGUUUCCUUUGAACUCUGUGGGGGUUUUGCCACUGAAUUACUUAAAUAACAGCCAGCACUUCAAGGCUGAGAGCAUGUUUGCAAAUGCUAUUCAGAUUUUGGAACAGUUCAAGGUAAAAAUGGCACAGAAGAAAGAGACAACAAUAUCCCUUCUAUUUACACCUUACCAACCCCUUACAGAUUCUAAGCAGAUGGAUUUUGUACGUCAUGCCAGAGAAUUGAUCCAAACACGACAGUUUGACAACGCAAUUCUUUAUUGUGAGAGUCUCAUAGCUCGGGCCAUGCAGGGCUUGUCGUAUUACCACACGUAUGACCGUCUCUUUCUGGGCAGCAGUGUGGUUCUGGGUUUUGUUGGUUGGACCUCUUAUGUAGUUCUGUUUAUCCUGAAGACACACGCUAGCCUGCGUAAACCUCCAACUUACACACACGUGGUUGCAGAAAGGAGUCUGGCCUGGACGUUCCUAUGUUUAGGUCUUUUUGUAGCUUUGUUUCUGGCUGUCCAAUCCAGUCCCUGGACCUAUUACAUUUACUGUUUGCUUCCCGUUCCGGUGUGGUACGCUGUUGUGAAAGAAUAUGAAACUGUUGGCGGUCUGAUCAGAUCCAUUCCCUCAUUACCACUUAACCAAUGCUUUGGAUAUUUUUUGCUGGUGAUGUUUGGAAUCGAAUUACUAGUUGUGAGUUUUUUUUAUCGGGGCAUGUUGACACUUGGAUUGAUCCUGCUGGCACUGUGGCCUGUGGUCUCUGGCCUGUAUAUCAAAGCCAAGUUUAGGUCAGUGACCUGGAUGUUGAGCUGUCUCUGCUUGGCUCUUUUUCCACUGUUGCCCGUGGUGGGACGGGACGCCAACGUUAACUAUGUAAUAUGUGCUGGAGUGCUGACCCUCCUCAUCUCUUCCUCAUACCUUUGGUGGUCAUGGAAACGUUCUCCCCUGAUCAGAGAUCGCUGGCUGUUCAUCUCCCAGAUCACGCAGGUGAUGCUGUGCGCCUACAUCCUGAGCAGCACCCACAUCAGUCUGCAGCUGAAGCAAGGCCUGCCGCUCUUCAACCAGCUCAUCAGCUGGAUCACGCUAGCUUCUUCGUUUUUCGUGCCGUUGUUGAGCUCCACCAGGCUCUAUCACAGACUGUUGAGCAUCCUGCUGUCUCUCGUGUGUGUCUACCUGCUCCUGAGUACAGGGUAUGAGGCUCUGUUUCCUCCAGUGCUGUCAUGGCUUAUGUUUGCAUGGAUUGGUAUCGAGCAGGAGGCCAUGAACACCCGUGGAAGGUCAAACAGGACUGAGCUUUCCGGCGUUGAUUUUGCUGAAAAUAUUGACAUUACCAAUAUCAGGCAGCUGAAGCUGGACGACAUCCGGAGAUCUUACUUCUUUGUGUUUUUCAUAAUAACUGCAUUCUUUGGCUGUGGGAACAUUGCCUCCAUUAACAGUUUUGAUCCAGCCUCAGUGUACUGCUUUCUCACUGUCUUCAAUCCUUUCAUCAUGGGUGGCCUUCUAAUGUGGAAGGUUUUAAUUCCUUUUGUUAUUGUGAUGUGCACAUUUGAAAGCAUACGAGUGUCAACACGGCUCUCCUCACGAAGCCUUUUCCUGGUUGUGCUAGUCAUCUCAGACUUGAUGGCCCUGCACUUCUUUUUCUUGGUUAAAGAUUAUGGAAGCUGGCUUGACAUUGGCACUAGCAUCAGUCACUAUGUCAUCGUAAUGUCCAUGACCAUCUUCCUCAUGGUACUGAGCAUCAUGACCCACAUCUUGACCUCCAAGCGAAUCCUCUUUGGGCAGAACAGAAAGAUGCACCUUAGAUGAGGACUGCUUACCUUGACCGUUGUCUACAUUUGUUAACAAGGAUCAAUGAUGAACGACACAUCGCCGACCAACUACACAGCUCAAUUCACAGAGCCCUUCAGAAUCACCUUGAUCACCAUCUACAGCAUCGUGCUGCUGGCGGGCUGCACAGGUUUAACCCUCAUGAUGAG
Triplophysa dalaica is the source of this 3715-nucleotide messenger RNA. It is a transcript of the gene pign, whose product is annotated as phosphatidylinositol glycan anchor biosynthesis, class N. Gene Ontology annotation, biological process: GPI anchor biosynthetic process. Lineage: Eukaryota; Metazoa; Chordata; Actinopteri; Cypriniformes; Nemacheilidae. The coding region runs from base 750 to 3545 and encodes 931 amino acids. The transcript is spliced from 30 exons. Gene Ontology annotation, cellular component: endoplasmic reticulum membrane. Gene Ontology annotation, molecular function: mannose-ethanolamine phosphotransferase activity. The record is from RefSeq and is a predicted model, not a curated record.